UUUUCCACCAGACGUAACACCAUAAACUAUAUGGCAGCGCCAAGGCUAUUUCAUUAUUUUGUGCGGAAAAUUGGUGUGUCCAUGUCAAUCCAACCACAAAAGCCCCAUUUUGUUCCCCUGUUACAGCCCUUCAUAGCAUAUUCCAAAGACCUUGUCCUUCUGCUCUUUUGGAGCUACUCAUUUGGAUCUUACAUAUAUCUCUUCUCCAUUCAAUUUCUUUAAUCUUUGUUGGGCUGAAAUUCUUAAGGAGAUCCUGGAUUGAAUAUUUCACGAUAUGGCUGCUCGAUGGACUGUUUCUUUUGGACCUUACUAUGAAAACGCCAUCAAAUAUGUUUUCUAAAUAUGUCGAUAUUACUACUUGUUGCAGAGAUUCAACUUUCAUUUUCCAGAUGUCUUUCAUGGCUGCAGGCCUACUUGGUUGCAUCGAAAAUAUCGCCAUCUAAUUGUAAUCCUCUGUAAUGUUUUGGUCAUUUCUAUGACUAAAGUAACAGGCCCAAAUUCAGAUUAUUUCCCUGAUUAACUAUACUGGUUAGUUUGCUAGCUCUGUUUCUGCAGAGAGAUGGCGGAGGCGUUGUUCUCUUUUGAGCCGUUUGAGUUCAAUGGAAUUCAAGGGGGGUAUGGCACUCUUGAAGGGUAUGAGAAAGAUAACUCCGGCAAAGGAAAACAAGACCAUCUCUUUGGAAUUGAAGACUGGGAAGAAUUUGAAUCUCUCUGUUCUCAGUACGGUCUUUUCCAAGAGAGCAUUCCUGACAAAAGAGCCCAUUUCUCUAAAGCUCAGCAGCAGCAGCAACAAUCGCCCAGAUCAAACCAUUGGGCGCUUGAUGAGUUACAAUUCGAUACUGUUUCGACACCGAUUCAACCAAUCCAGGAGAGCAAAAAGCUUGAAGAUUUCCAAGCAGGAAUCAAGGAACCUCUUCAUGAACCCAACAGGGAAAAGCCAUAUCCAUUUUCUCUGUCAUCUUUGGAGCUGCUCAACAACUACGGAGGUGGUGUCAAGAAGUUGAAGAGGGAAAACUUGAGCAAUAUAAGCAAUGAGAUUAAUGCGGAACGCCAGAGACUAUCCACUGAAGAAGUCAUGAGAGUGGCAGGAGCUCGGUAUGUGGAGUUUUCAAGCCAAAGGGGUGAUGAUUUCACUCUCCAUAUGCACCCUUUCGGCUUUGCUCUCAUGGGGCUGUCCCAAGAAGAAACCAAGGACGUGGAGCUUGUCCACUUCCUUCUAUCUGCCGCAGAAAAGGUAGGCUGCCAACAGUUUGAACGCGCAAGCAGAUUUCUCACCCGGUGUGAAUGGAUUGCAUCAGACACAGGCAACCCAGUUGAGAGAAUCGUGUUCUACUUCGCCAAAGCUCUUCGCGAGAAAAUCGAUCGAGAAACAGGCCACUUUAAAGGAUUCAAAGGAAAUGGAAGAAAGGAUCUAAUCGACUUGGGAUUCGCCACCAACCUUGGAAAUGGAAGAAAGGAUCUAAUCGACUUGGGAUUCGCCACCAACCUUGCGUCCAUUGCCUGCCACCAAGACCUUCCCUUCAUCCAAGUAACACAAUUCACCGGAAUACAAGCGAUAGUAGAACAUGUCGCUUUAUCUGGUAAGAUCCAUUUGGUCGAUCUUGCAAUCCGGAGCGGCGUUCAGUGGACGGUGUUGAUGCAGGCCCUUGCAGACCGAGACGAAUCCCCCGUUUCUCUCCUCAAGAUAACUGCUGUUACAACAAUGGACAAAAACCAUGUGGAGGAGACCGGGAAGAGAUUAGAAAGCUUCGCGAAGUCUCUCAACCUGCCAUUUUCAUUCAAUGUCGUUUUCGUUACAGAGAUGAAGGAACUGAAGGAAGAACUCUUGGCGGUAGAAGCCGAAGAAGUUGUGGCCGUGUACGCGCCCUUGGUGCUGAGAUCAAUGAUCCCAAGGCCUGAUUACCUGGACGUUCUAAUGAGAGUGAUUAAAAAGCUCAGCCCAUCAAUAAUGGUGGUCACUGAAGUCGAAGCGAACCACAAUUCACCUUCAUUCGUGACCCGUUUCAUAGAGGCACUGUUCUUCUACAGCGCAUUCUUCCACUGCUUGGAGGUUUGUAUGGGUAGUACUACUAAGAGCCAAUACAGAAUGAUAACGGAGGCCAUGUUUUUCGGUGAGGGGAUCAGAAACAUGAUUGCAGCUGAGGGCGAGGAGAGGGUUGUAAGAAAUGUGAAGAUGGAUGUAUGGAGGGCCUUCUUCUCAAGGUUCGGAAUGGUGGAAAUGGAGUUCAGCGAGGCGUCCUUGUAUCAAGCUAGCUUGAUUAUUAAGCGGUUUGCUUGUGGGAGUUGUUGCAGUCUUGAAAAGGAUGGGAAGUGCCUCAUUGUUGGGUGGAAAGGAACUCCUAUUCAUUCCCUUUCAGCGUGGAAAUUCACCUGAAAGAGAGAUUUCGGGCAUGUUUGGUUCCCGGGAAACAAACACGGCCUUAGAGACUGAUCUCAAACUCACAAUUAUGUAGUAUAUAUAUAUGGUUUCUGAAACACUUAGUUGAACUGCAUCAAACAUUCUUUUUCUUCUUUUUGGUUGUGUUUGGCUUGCCUGACCUUUUUUUCUUUGUGAUUGGAUUCUGCUGAUUUGAAUCAUGUUUAGAAUAACGAAGCUUCGGCCUGCACA
This is a messenger RNA of Vitis vinifera (wine grape), 2608 nucleotides long. Its product is annotated as DELLA protein RGL1. The coding region runs from base 560 to 2374 and encodes 604 amino acids. NCBI's taxonomy places the organism in Eukaryota, Viridiplantae, Streptophyta, Magnoliopsida, Vitales, Vitaceae. Gene Ontology annotation, cellular component: nucleus. Gene Ontology annotation, molecular function: DNA-binding transcription factor activity; sequence-specific DNA binding. The record is from RefSeq and is a predicted model, not a curated record. Gene Ontology annotation, biological process: regulation of DNA-templated transcription. The transcript has a single exon.